This is a messenger RNA of Bemisia tabaci, 2470 nucleotides long. RefSeq names its product mitochondrial mRNA pseudouridine synthase Rpusd3. Lineage: Eukaryota; Metazoa; Arthropoda; Insecta; Hemiptera; Aleyrodidae. The record is from RefSeq and is a predicted model, not a curated record.
UAUUGAUAAUGUGAUUCUUUCUUAUCUGAUCAAGAUCAAUCCAAUUCAAUUUUAUUCUAAUAAUAAUGAGUUAGUGUUUCUAACCCAAAUUAAUCAGUGAUUUAUAUACAAGUCUCUUGUUAGCGUUUUCUUUUAUUACUAAUUAAUAACAACAUAUAACGUUAAGGAAAUAACUUACUUGCAUUGAAAUUUGAAUGAAUUCAUCGGCGAUUCCUCCAUAAGGUGCUUUGUUGCCAGCAGAGUAAAAUUUAGGACAGCCGGGUACAGCUCAUUUUGAAUCAGUACAAUGAUUUCCAAACAUAUUUACCAGUCAGUUUUGAAAGUUCAGACUAGAACAGAACUUGCUGAACUGUUGUACCAAAAUGUUAUGCACAAUGAAGGAGGUGUCAUUGCCAUAAACAAACCAUACGGACUGAGGAAUGGGACGGGCUUUGAUGAUCCUCUUGAUACCAAGUUUAAGACUGUCAAUCGUUUCAACUUUAGCCUCACAGAAGUCUUACCUUUACUUGCUAGCAUGCUAAAUGUUCCAAACUUGACUGUAGCUAGAAGCCCUGAAAAGUUUGCCAGUGGUUUGACCCUUCUGAAUGUUGAUAAUGAAGCUGGAAUCAAAAUUAGUAAAGCAGUGAAGCAUCCAACUUCUCCUGCUGUUUACAGCUAUCAAGCUGUGUGUCAUGGUGUCCCUCUACUUUCCUCAAACAGUGGUGAACGAUUAGGUCUCACUACCAAUGAAAGUGACCUAUCUGUAAAACUUUCAACAGAUCAAUCUGCAAACAAAAUAAAAACGAAAAAAAUGAAACAGAUUUAUUAUAAAUACAAAGUCCUAAAUACAAAUCCAGACCUGAACGCAAGCCUUGUAGAAGUAUCAACAAAUCGGAUUUUAUGGUACUAUGUUCCAUUAUAUUUAGCUACGAGGCUGCUCACUCCUGUCAUAGGCGAUCAGAUUCAUGGGAAUUCAGUGAAGUAUUUAUUCGGGAAACCAGUUCACCUACCUACGUUUAAUGUCACUGGGUUCAACCCUCAGAAAUUGCCGGAAGACAUUUGUAAGAGGUUGGAGGUUGAUGAAACUGAUAGCCUGCUAAUUCCGAAUCACCUUCAUUUGUCGUCUGUAACGUUAUAUCAUUUUUCUAGAAAAGAACCAAAACAUCUUACAAUACAUGCACCUCCUCCACCUCACUUUCAAUGGACCUGCUCUCAGCUUAAGUUGUGGAAUGAACCAGAAAAUCUUCUACCAGUUGAGGUAGCUUUUUAAGCCCUUUCUCUCUCCCUGGAUCUGGAGACAUAUGUAUAGGAUUUCAGACAGUCCACAAGAGCGCAGUUUGGACGAAUUAGUUCCAUGAACUGGGGAGCUCAAGUAAAAAAGUUUUGGCUGAAUUAUAGUAAGUUUCUGGAACAAAUUCGCCCAUAGUUCCGCUAAUGUGCUCGUGUGGACAAGGCCUUCAAGAGCUCAAAUAGCUUUUUUUGACUGAAAAGUGGAGAUUUAAAGUUUCAUUUGUAAAAAGAAAGGUUUCUAUUUGCCUAAAGCUUGCAACAUUAUACAGGGUUCUUCAAAAGUCACGCACCACUGGCCAUGAGGGGGGUGGCCUUUUGAAAUUUUUGAGUUUCCCCCCCUUCCCCCGAGGGGAUCAAAAACUGAAAAGUACGUAAAAAAGUCUCCCCCUUGAUAUGAGGAAAAACGUCAUAAACUGCAAGUCGAUAUCAUAAUUAGAACUUAAGUUAUGGCCAGUGGUGAAUGACUUUUGAAUAACCCUGUAUGAGGAAACCACUCUUGGUUUCAACCACCUUAAAUUCAAUGCAACACGGCCACCGUAAAAUCCACAUCAUGUACAAGCAAUUUCAUUAAAAACCACAACAAAAAAAUGUUUAAAUUUUAGUAAGUCAUUGUGAAUUAAGAAAGAAAACCUUGUUCAUUUAAUUUUGUUUCAUUAGAAGAUGUUUGUUUUUUAAUACCAUUAGGGAACUACACAAGUUGAAAUUCUUUAAAAAAAUUAUUUAAAAAACACAAAGAUAAAACACACUCACUUGCGUAAAAUUGUAUAAAAUAACCGGGACGCGUUUCGGGAGCUUAGCUCCCAUCCUCAGCCGCGACUGAAGGUGUUUGUUUACCUCGCAGCUCAUUCCGCCAAUUUGCCGGGUUGUCAUGUUUGUCGAUAAAUUUGAACAACACAUUCGUGGCGCCCGACUCGUCAAAAUUGAAAUUGUUGUUCCGCUUUUUGUAAAUGAAAAUAUUCUCCCAUACAUCUAACAGUUUUUGCUCCUUUACUUCCUUGAGGAGCCUGGGUUCAAAAUUAAUAUUGUGUCCUGUGGACCAAAAAUGGUGUGCCACCGCCGAGCGUGUGAUUUCUCUGUUUUUCAUAUUCCUCACAUGCUCUUGGCCCCUGAUUUUCAAUGAUCUUUUCGUUUGGCCCACGUAACAUUUGUGGCAAGUGUUACAGUUGAUUUCAUAUAUCCCAGGUUUUGCAGAGUCAUCUUU